This is a messenger RNA of Stylophora pistillata, 2433 nucleotides long. RefSeq lists its product as uncharacterized. Lineage: Eukaryota; Metazoa; Cnidaria; Anthozoa; Scleractinia; Pocilloporidae. Gene Ontology annotation, molecular function: nucleic acid binding. The record is from RefSeq and is a predicted model, not a curated record. Gene Ontology annotation, biological process: DNA integration.
AUGGAAGCCUUCCCACUAGAAGAUAGGGGAAAAGACAUCCGCGACCUUGAUUUGCGUCAAGAUUGUCUCCCCACGCAGCGUUCGCUCGGAGUUUACUGGGACCUAACAAAAGAUGCCUUCACCUUCAAAGUAUGCUUACCCAGAAAGCCCUUCACCCGCAGAGGGGUCCUCUCAGUCGUGAAAGCAGUAUACGAUCCACUUGGCUUGGCCGUCCCGGUACUCCUGGAAGAAAGGGUCACAGUGCCCCGAUGCUACCACCCAGCAGAUUUUGGUAGAGUCGCUCAGGCAGAACUACACGCAUUCUCCGACGCUAGUAAAGACGCCCCAGGAGCCUGCGUUUACUUACGCUUAGUCAACGAUAGCGGAGAGGUAGCCACGUCCCUUGUGUUUGGCCAAUCAAAGGUUGCUCCCCUACAGACUACAAGCAUCCCACGUCUGGAGCUCUGUGGAGCCAUGCUAGCCACACAAGCCGUCGCUAGAAUAUUGAAAGAAAUAGACAUCCAACUAGAUGACAUUAAGUUCUACACCGACUCGAAGGCAGCUCUUGGCUACAUCCAAAACGAGAGCCGAAGGUUCUAUGUCUACGUCGCCAACCGAGUAGAAAUUAUCCGUAGGGUCUCCUCACCCGAUCAGUGGAGUUACAUUGAGACAAGUGACAAUCCCGCAGACCUAGCCACACGUUGCCUCAAUGCAAGUAGUCUGGCCAACUCAGCCUGGCUGAAGGGGCAGAGAUUUCUCAGAAACCCAGACACGGUACAGCCUCAACGAGAGGAUAUUCAACUAGCCGAAGACGAUCCCGAGGUUCAAAGAGAAGUGGUAGCCCACGCAUCAUGCAUAUAUAAAUGCAGAGGCCUCGGAGCGGAGAGAUUUUCACGUUUCUCCAACCUCCACUCCUUAAAACGCGCGAUUGCACGCCUCAUUGUCAAGGUUAAAGAGUUCAGGCGUCAAAAGAAUGAACAAAGGCAACCAAAAGCCAGACAAACCUUCAGGAGUCCUACAGCAAACCAGCUAAAUCAGGCAAUGGACGCGAUAAUGGGGGCAGCGCAGAAGGAAGCCUUUGGCGCAGAGUUAACAAACAAAGAUCUCACGGAACAGAAAGAAGGGGAAAGAUAUCAAAACACGGUAAGGAAGAGAGCCCUGAAGGGCUCCCAGUUUUACGCGCUUGACCCGUUUAUCGACGCCAAUGGAAUUGUUCGGGUGGGAGGACGACUUAGGAGAGCAGAAAUGGAGUAUGGAGAGAAGCACCCUGCAAUCUUACCAAAAGACCACCACGUGUCCGUCCUGGUAAUUCGACAUUACCAUAAAGAGGUCCAUCACCAGGGUCGACAGAUUACGAGUGGCAAAAUUCGCCAAGCCGGCUAUUGGCUGAUUGGAGGUCAUCGCAUGGUAGCGAAGGAGUUAGCUUCUUGUGUGCCCUGCAAGAAGCUGAGAGGCCCCCACGUAAUCCAGAAAAUGGCUGACCUGCCCCAAGAUAGAACCGAGGUAGGCCCACCAUUCACAAACGUCGGCUUCGACGUCUUUGGUCCCUGGACCAUAUCCACAAGGAAGACGAGAGGUGGCGCUGCACACUCAAAGCGUUGGGGUCUUGUCUUCACGUGCUUGAAUAGCAGAGCCAUUCAUAUAGAAGUACUAGAGUCAAUGGACGCCAGUUCGUUCAUUUGUGCACUGAGGCGCUUCUUCGCCAUACGCGGCCCAACAGCCGUAUUGAGGUGCGACAGAGGGACAAACUUCGUUGGGGGACACACCGAGUUAGCCGAAGCCCUUAAAGAAAUGGACGAAACAAAGAUCGAGAGAUUCGUGACACAACACGGUUGUGAGUGGAAGUUUAACCCACCACACGCAUCCCACUUUGGAGGCGUAUGGGAAAGACAGAUCGGGACCAUCCGCCGUGUUCUGGAUGCCAUGCUAGCCGACCUCGGACCAAGACAGCUGACGCACGAAAUCUUGAGCACUUUCAUGGCGGAAGUCACCGCUAUCGUAAAUGCACGACCCAUUGCAGCUUUGCCUUCAGACAUCAACGACCCGCAGCCCCUGUCACCAGCCAUGCUGCUUACAAUGAAAACGCGACCACCAGGACCACCACCGGGCAACUUCCUGCCCCCAGACCUGUACGCGAACCGGCGUUGGAGGAGGGUCCAGUACCUAGCAGAUCAGUUCUGGUUACGGUGGCGCCGAGAGUACCUCCAGAACCUCCAGCCAAGAAGAAAGUGGUACGACGCCCGCAGAGACCUGGCCCCAGGUGACGUCGUCCUUAUGAAGGAAGACAGCCAGAAUCGCAGUGACUGGCCUAUGGGUCGAGUUACGGAGGCCAUCAGGAGCGCAGAUGGCAAAGUAAGAAAAGUGUCACUUAGGAUUGUGAGAGAGGGUAGAGGAAAAGUGUUCCUACGCCCCAUCAAAGAGCUCAUCCUGCUGGUUCCAGUAGAGGCCCAGUGA